Molecule: messenger RNA, 969 nt
Organism: Rhipicephalus sanguineus (brown dog tick)
Lineage: Eukaryota; Metazoa; Arthropoda; Arachnida; Ixodida; Ixodidae
Gene: galla-2
Product: cytosolic iron-sulfur assembly component 2B
Exons: 4
Coding region: 36-599 (187 amino acids)
Biological process (GO): iron-sulfur cluster assembly
Cellular component (GO): cytosolic [4Fe-4S] assembly targeting complex
Source: RefSeq, a predicted model, not a curated record
CCUCUCUCGAGCAUUCGGAUUGUACUGUACGGUGCAUGCAGAGGGAAGUUUCUAAUGUGUCUACCUGCAUAUCGCAGCUGAAAAUUUUUGACACACGCUUCCUGCAAACAGUGAUUCUUACAACUAUGGCCCGUAGCGGCACUUUGGAUAAUAUUGCUCCGUCAACCUACGAAAAGGCAAAGGAUAGAGUGACAACAGCUGAAGAACUCGACGACGACAUUGAAGAUGCAAUUGAUUCGCGAGAGAUUUUUGAUAUCAUACGGUCGAUCAACGAUCCUGAGCAUCCUCUCACUUUGGAAGAACUGAAUGUUGUUGAUGAAAAGAAUAUAACGGUGGAUCUGGACAAGUCUGCUAUUGAUGUGGCUUUUCGGCCAACAAUACCGCACUGCAGCAUGGCAACACUCAUCGGGCUUGCCAUCAGAGUAAAGCUGCUACGUAGCUUGCCACCUGUAUUCAAGUUGGAUGUUCGGAUUCUUCCUGGUACUCAUGUGUCGGAAUCAGCAAUCAACAAGCAGUUGGAUGACAAAGAGCGAGUCGCUGCUGCUCUAGAGAAUUCGCACCUGCUCCAAGUUGUCAACGGGUGCCUUCUGACACGUUAAGAACACUGAUCAUGAAAAGUAUUUUAAUUAUAUAUGUGUGAGCAAGUAAUGAAUUGUAAAUAUAUGCAGUGUCAAUGCAUUAUUGCUCCAGACUUCUUACUAGUUUGAAGCAGCUAAUAUUCUACCCCAAUGCAGAUCGGCUAGAGCACAUGUGGCAGGCAUUCCCAAAUCAUGACAGGCAAUUUACCUCUGUCCAUGACGCAAAAACUGUAUAAGCAUUGCAUUCUAUCAGUUCUAACGUACAGGGCAGAGACUUGGACUAGGGUGAGCCUAAGUUUCACACUGGAAAGCUGAAUGCUGGAGAGCUGGAUGUACAGUAGCAGGACACUAAAGGGCGCAUGUUUCACAUUAAAAUAAUGCAGAGACCAAA